Messenger RNA from Cherax quadricarinatus, 1785 nucleotides. RefSeq names its product peptidyl-prolyl cis-trans isomerase Fkbp12 (gene Fkbp12). Lineage: Eukaryota; Metazoa; Arthropoda; Malacostraca; Decapoda; Parastacidae. The record is from RefSeq and is a predicted model, not a curated record. Gene Ontology annotation, molecular function: peptidyl-prolyl cis-trans isomerase activity. Gene Ontology annotation, biological process: protein peptidyl-prolyl isomerization. Gene Ontology annotation, cellular component: cytoplasm; sarcoplasmic reticulum membrane.
GCGGUAGGAGGUGUGGGUGUGGAUGGCGGCAGCAAGCCGAGGUUGCUAUUGUGUUCCUGAGACUUGAGAAAGCAACACCAUGGGCGUUGAUGUUCACACUAUUUCACCGGGAAAUGGCGAGACCUUUCCAAAACCUGGACAGCAGGUGGUUGUGCACUACACAGGAACUCUAAUGGAUGGCAAGAAGUUUGAUUCGUCACGAGACCGUGGUAAACCUUUUAAAUUCAGAAUUGGCCAAGGUGAAGUGAUCCGUGGCUGGGAUGAAGGUGUUGCUCAGAUGUCUGUUGGCCAGAAAGCUAAACUCGUCUGCAGCCCUGAUUAUGCUUAUGGAGAAAGAGGUUUUCCGGGAGUGAUUCCUCCUAAUGCCACAUUAACAUUUGAUGUGGAGUUGCUGUCUGUGGAGGCAUGAACACCUGGACUGUGCUGCUGCCAUAUGGGUAGGGGAAGGCUAGUGUAAGGAAUUUUGAUGUGUACCAAAGGGGUGCCCUUGUUCACAUUUUCUUGUUUAUUUGAUUACUGUGAUAAACAGGCUCAGAUGUAAUGAUAUUCAGGCAUUGAGAUCAUCUUGCCACCAAUUAUGUGAAAAAAAAGAAAAAAAAAAAAAAAGAAAAUCGAGAAAUCACUAUUAAAGUCAUGGUUUUUUCCAUGGGGCAGUGGACUUUUGGUAUCAUAAGAAAAACAAUUGCCUUCAAUUGCUCAGGAACACAUACUUUAAUGAAGGUGGAGUGGCCCCAGGUAGAGGAAGAUUCCCACUGCCAUCCCUUGCACCCACCCAAGUACCAUGAACAUCCUUUAGAGCUAACUAGGGAUGUUGUAUGGACUGUUGGCAAAUUAUCUGUAAACUUUUUUUAUAUAAUUAUUUUAAUUAUUAUAUCUAUAACUACAUCUGCCUCUGACCUCAGUGAUGCUUUAUACUUUACACAUAGCCCUGAAAGUAUAUUACUUAGGCCUAUAUACAAAAUUAUGCCUACCAAAUGACAAAGUAUACUGAAGUGGGUUUACUUGGCUGAAUUUGACUUGUUUUAAAGUCAGGCAAUUAAGUUUGCAAAAUUUGGCUUAUGGCUUUUAAUGCUACCUACCUGUAUAUGUGCAAAAUUUGUGGAAGGCUUACAUAAAAAGUUAAAUGUAUUAUGUACACCUGAGCCUUAGUAUGCCACAGCCUGUGUACACCAGAGCUUAUAGUUUACAGGUAGCAGCAGACUCUACACACCUUUCUAUGUAGGUUAAUGCUGGAAGUUGACCAUUUCACCUAAUUCUACAAAGCAUGUGAUUGGAUUUUAUUCAGGAGUCUUCGUAUUAUCAUUGCUAAUUACCUGCACAUGUAUUCAGGCCAUGGUUUAAAAAAGGGAUACUUAGCAUAUAGCUGCUGGAUGAUGCAUUUAGAAUGUAAAUUUUUCCUGUGGAUUGUAAUAUACAGUAUAUAAAAACCACAGGUUUCUGAGUGCAUCACUUACAGGUCUUGUUUAUUGCUGGGUACAAGCAGUUCCACACAAGAUUUCUUUUAAGCUCUUGCUUUUGUGCAACAAUGAAAGUGAACAUUCCCAUUUAUGUUCCUGGAAUAGAAUAUAAAGUAAUGACUGGGCUUUCCCCCCCCCCUCUCCCCCACAAAAAACAAUCUCUGUGGGCUGUAUAGUGCUAUUGUUUUUAAUAUAAAUAAAUCUUGGAAUAUGCAGCUUGACCCAUGUAAGGUCUUAUAUGAUCCCAGUCCAUCUUCAUACUCUGUACCUUUUUCUUUUGUAACUUCUCAGUACAAGGUUCUUCUGGUCAAAUAAAAUAUGUAUGAAA